Messenger RNA from Chanos chanos (milkfish), 1170 nucleotides. RefSeq names its product MAK16 homolog (S. cerevisiae) (gene mak16). Bases 142 to 1086 code for a protein of 314 amino acids. The record is from RefSeq and is a predicted model, not a curated record. The transcript is spliced from 10 exons. Gene Ontology annotation, biological process: maturation of LSU-rRNA; maturation of 5.8S rRNA. NCBI's taxonomy places the organism in Eukaryota, Metazoa, Chordata, Actinopteri, Gonorynchiformes, Chanidae. Gene Ontology annotation, cellular component: nucleolus; preribosome, large subunit precursor.
GCGAGAGUUUUGUCGUAUGUUAACAUACAGAUAUAUUGCUGUGUGGAAACGUUUUGCGACAUUCAGUUCUUUUUAUAACGACUAAUUCGGAGACUACGUGGGUAAUUUAUUCAGCAAGGACUGUUGAACUAGGAAUCUACAAUGCAACACGACGACGUUAUAUGGGAUAUUAUCGGGAACAAGCAGUUCUGUUCCUACAAAGUAAAAACAAAGACAUCGAAUUUCUGCCGGAAUGAAUACAAUAUCACGGGACUUUGUAACCGGUCGUCAUGUCCGCUUGCCAACAGCCAGUAUGCUACGGUUAGAGAGGAAAAAGGUCAGUGUUUCCUUUACAUGAAAGUCAUAGAGAGAGCGGCUUUUCCAGCGCGUAUGUGGGAGAAGGUAAAGCUGAGUAGAAACUACGAGAAGGCGCUGGAACAAAUCGACGAGAAUCUCAUUUACUGGCCCCGCUUCAUUCGGCACAAAUGCAAACAGCGUUUCACCAAGAUCACGCAGUAUCUCAUCCGAAUCCGCAAACUCACGCUCAAACGACAGAGGAAACUGGUUCCGCUCAGUAGAAAAGUGGAGAAGAGGGAAAAGAGGAGAGAGGAAAAGGCCCUUAUCGCUGCUCAGCUGGACAAUGCCAUAGAAAAAGAAUUACUGGAACGGCUAAAACAGGGCACGUAUGGAGACAUUUAUAAUUUCCCCAUCCACGCCUUUGAUAAAGCACUGGAGAGACAGGACGAGGAGGAGAGCGAGUCUGAUGAAGAGGAGGAGGAGGAAGAGGAAGACGACGCGGAUGCUGGGGAGAGAGAGUUUGUUGCAGAGGAUGAAAUUGAGGAGAGCGAUCUCAGCGACUUUGAGGAUAUGAACAAGCUCAAGGGAAGCAGUGAUGAGGAUGAUGACGAAGAGGAGGAGGAAGGAUCCAGUGAUGAAGAGGAGGAGGAGGAGGAUGAGGAGGACAUGGAGGAAGAGAUGGAAGUGGAGCCGAAGAAGAAGUCGAAAGGAAAAGCGCCGCUCCGCGGGCCCCAGAGGAAGAAGCGAGCGUACGUGGAGAUCGAGUACGAGCAGGAGAUGGAGCUCACGCAGAAAAGCAAAGCCACGUAGAGUCAGGGAGUGGGUCCUACUGCGUCUGCAAACGCAAAAUGACUGUGGACUCCAAACCACCACCCAGUUACAGACACACACACA